CAAACAAACAAUGCAUUGAAAGAGAACUAUUUAUAAAGUAUUUCCUUAACCUUAGUUCAUUUCAGUCCGCCCCACCCGAAGAAAGUGUACAGGUAAACGCCUUAGUCAUGCCGGCCUUGACAGGGAAAUCGGUGACAUUGACCGUGUUUGCUGUUUUAUGUUUAAUAAUAGUUCUGGAAUAUGGAGUUAUCAUUGGAAUAUUUCCCUUUGACCAAUGGACGAACGUACAGAAGAAGUUAUUGUACACAUACAGGAUGCAUCACAACACAUCUAUAAUGCAAGUGUCGCCGAUGCCAAUUUACCAGCAACAAGCUAGGUGUGUUUCCCCUACGACAACGGUGGCAUUCUUGAAGACAUACAAGACAGGGAGUACAACAAUUUCAUCAAUAUUAAUACGUUUUGGACUCAGUCACAACCUGUCGUUCGUCAUUCCCGCACACCAUAAUCCAGGUUAUUUUUCAAGAACAGUACGGUUCAACAGUGAAAUGCAAAAACACCUGUCCCCACCACUUCCAGGCUCCCGAUACAGUAUGUUAGUUAGCCAUGUUCCAUUCAAUAAAACGGCAAUCAACAAUGUGAUUCCAAAUGCUACAUUUAUAACAAUAUUACGUCAUCCUGUAGCUACAUAUGAGUCAAUUUUUGGAUUUUUUAAAAUUCCUCGCAUCCUUCACUUACGGACCAAUGGUAGACAAGAUCCAUUCAGAAUGUUUUUAUCCAAUACAAGCCUAUAUUACAAACGCCUUGGGAGCAUGUACUACAAAACAUUAUUGAGAAAUAGACAAAUGUUUGAUGUCGGACUUGACCCACAAAACAAUGACAAUGAAACACUCCGUUUAUGCUGGGAAUUUGAAGACAUUUUAUAUAUACAGCAGAAUACGAGAAACGACGGACUAAGAUGGGAAAUUAAUGAUUGGAAACGACAACGAAUAUUGGAAAUAAACAGCGCUGAUUAUAAACUGUGUCAACACUUCAACAAAACAUUCUGGCAAAAGGUUAGGGCAUACGGUGACAGUUUUUACCAAGACUUGGCAACAUUUCGAGAUAUGUUACAGAAGGUGGGUGUGGAGUGUUUUGAUGAAGGUAGAUAUGUUAUUGACUAUGGAAAUCGCAGAAAUAGAACACUUUUGAAAAGCAACGCACCGAGUUACUGCUCCAAGAUAGAGAGCUGGGGUUUUGAUGAAAUCGCUCCAAGACAGAACAGAAAAGAACCUAAAAAAACACUCCACAAGAUUCGAAAACGUGGCCGUACAAAAGUUGCUUAA
Messenger RNA from Saccoglossus kowalevskii, 1262 nucleotides. RefSeq names its product galactosylceramide sulfotransferase-like. The record is from RefSeq and is a predicted model, not a curated record. Gene Ontology annotation, molecular function: galactosylceramide sulfotransferase activity. Lineage: Eukaryota; Metazoa; Hemichordata; Enteropneusta; Harrimaniidae. Gene Ontology annotation, cellular component: membrane. Gene Ontology annotation, biological process: glycolipid biosynthetic process.